CGCGUUUCUCGAUUCACUCGCGUCGGUAUUUUUUAAUUUUAUCUAAUUAUAAACAAUAAUUUCACCGAAAAAUCACUAUUAACGCAAUCCGCACUAUUGAAGUGUCCGGUAGCUAGUCGGUGUGCAGAGAAUCGUAGCCAUCCAAGUGCAGUUAGAACCUCAGCAUUUUUGCUGUCGCCGCCCCAAAGAAGGAAACCAUGCUCAGGAUGAAGCGCUUUAUGCUGCUUAGGUAAUCGUCGGGGUCGGGCAGACGGGAAGCAACAGCAGCAGAGAAACGGAAGACGGUCGCACCGUGUGGUGCAGUUCGUCCAAUAAAUAAUAAAGUGAUCUACCGCAACGGGGAAGACGGGGAGAUCACUGGGUUUGGUUGGUUGCUCGCGUCACAGGGAAGAAGAGUGGAUCUUCCGCAUUCCUUUCCUGCGGGCUAGAAUGGCAACCUACAAUAAUCCUCAUUGGCUAUUAUCUCACAUCCGGAAUUCGUUCAUUUCGACCGAUGAUACGGGACUGAGCGAAACGGUUAUGCUCCUGGAAGAUAUACCACAUCAAUAUGCCCAGUUGCAUAAGCAGGCAUUGAGGGAACGCUCUGCUGGCGGAGUGCAGGAUGGCCCCAGGAUGAGACAAAGGAACUUUGAAGAUUUCUAUUGCUACCCAGGAUUGGAUGAUUCUGAUGACGAAGAAAUGGACUCCCUAUCGCAAUCGUACGAAAUCCAGAUGGAUCAGGAUAUUGGGUUUCACCGGCAACGAUCGAAUACGGCACAGAAGCUGGAACGGAUGGAUAUAGCCAGAAGGAAAGCAGCGAAGGUUAAAACUAUUAAGUACGAGACCGCAGUGCAGCGUUCGGACGAAACGGAUGGGGAUCUAUUUGUGAAGAAAGACGUAAGUAGAACUUCGACUGAGGAAAGAAUAUCAGUGCUAUCGCAACAGUUGGAAAGCUACCCGAAAAUGCCCCAGAAUAAGUUCCUUGAGUAUGCCAAAUUUGAUGGAACUUCGCAGACCGAGUCGAAAACGUAUAAAAUAUUCCUAAUGAUGUUGCCGGAGAAUCAGAGAGCCUAUCCGAUGCAAAUUUGCGUCACAGCCACUGCCAAAAUUCAGGAUUUUAUAGGAUUGAUUUGCUAUAAGUGUAGUCUAGCAUAUCCAAAUGUAAGUUUAAGGUCGAUAAAACACUAUGGACUGUUUAUGACGGAAGUGGAUGGUGAAAUCGAUAUGGACUUUCCACCGUUGGACAUGGGCGAACCAUGCGUAAAGUUUUGCUUUUCGCAUUUGGCCAUUGCUGAGCGGAAGGCUUCGGAAAUUCAGUCACAACCAAGAUUUAGUUCAAUAAUUCCGGGUCUGGGAGAUAUCCAACCGGUGCCAUCUUUCGGUGGGCCACCUUCCAACGAAUUUAAAGAUGUAAGCGAAGACAAACAGAAGGAAGAUUUGUUUAAAAUGAAAGACCAUACCUCGAAACUGGAAGCACCUUUGUAUCGAGCGUUUCAAGUUCACAUGGUUCAUAAAUCGCGUCUGAAGAUUGAAGUUCAGCUGGGAAUAUCAGGUGACAAAUUGGAAAUCGAUCCAAUUCAGCAGAAAUCUUCUAAGCUGUGGCCUCGCCAAAAAUCUACCAAUCAUAGCAUGGAUUCCGUUGCUCACUGUUCCAUCGUCGAGCGGAAAUCUUCCAAAUCGGUCGUUCGAAUAGUGUACAGUGCAGUUCCUUUUUCUCAAACUCUGUCGGUUUCCGGAUCCGAAUUCGCGACGUCGAGUCCCACCAUCCGGCAACACCACCAACAGCAGCUACAGCGAGCUCCUCUUUUCAAACAUUACGACAUUGAAACCGAUCCGGCAACGGCACAGGAAAUUGUCGAAAAGAUAAACAAUAUCCUCGAGGUGCAAUCGAGUCCCGUGAGACAAGAGUAUAAAGCCAGUCGGACCGGUCGCUAGAGAAGGCAGAUUGUUUUUAUAAUUAUUGUACAUACAGGCAUCACUCAUCCCGCUUCAUGACUUCACAAUACAUACAGGUUAUUUAUUUCACUCAUUUCCUAGACCUUGAACCAUAGAUGAUAGUUCCUCUUUAAAUGCAGAAGAAGAAACAAAUAAAUUAAAGAAGGAAAACGUUUCUUGGUGUCCUUUCUGAGCGAGACACUAUUGUGAACUUGGACCAAGAACGAUAUCGCGAACGGUUUCCAUCCUAAAUCAACACGAAUCACAGCAUGACGAAUUUGAUGAAACUUUCUGAAUUUGAAACUUAUCUUCCAGUUUCCUUGGGUAUAAUGAUAGGUACAUGAUUAAAUUUUGAUAACAUCGUUACUGGUUUAGUAUUGGAAAUUUCACAACCAGCUUAUCCCGUAAACCAUGAACAAAAUUGGUGCUGACUCAAAAGAGAAUGUUAAAUAGUCUGUAUUUUUUUCAAUUGUAACGACAAACCAGGUAGAAGAAUCCUGAUGAAUGUGGGCGUCCUAGUGGAAUACCUGUAGAAAGAGAGAGAAGGAUUAGUAAUUUCUAUUUAAUUCCACUACCUUAUUUGCUUAUCCUUGACAGAUACGCGUAUUUCGUCUACAAUGUGCAGACUUCUUCGGUGUCUUGUACUAAUACUCGACUGUAGAAAAACAUCGCAUUUUACCGAAUAUAGAAGAAGGUAGAUCAAUGCCAAGGUAGUUCAUAUCUGUAUAGAAUUCGAAGGGGAUUGUGAGAAUAAUUCCUGGGAGCUCUGAGGAAGAAUUCACGGAAAUUUAAUGAUACUACCUACCAAAAUACUGACAAUAAUUCAAAGUGAUUUAUUAAGAGAGUUUUAAGGGAAUUUCGAGGAUUUUUGACAGGAGUUCUAAGGAAACUCUGAGGACAAUUUCAAAGAAUUUAUGGAAUCCCAGAUAAUGUUUGGGAGAAUACUGAAGGAAUGUCGAGGAAAAGUCGAAGGGAUUUCUGAGUUGAGUUUUCAAUACGAUUCUGAGGUGCCUCCCAACAGAAUUCUCAGGAAAAAUUCUAGAUUUGUAAAUUCCAGAGUAGUCACUGAAUGAAACGGGAAUUGAAAACAAGCGGGUAAACCCAAACCCGGGAAUUUUAUUUGCAACCUGAACAUGUGUUUUAUACCAUUAUAGCGGGCUUCUUUGGCCACUUUCCAGGUGUAGGCUAACUUCAACAUGUUCGUAUUAAAUCAAUAGAGUUGGUAUUAAAAUCAUGUGUGGUAUAUUCGAUAGGGAUUAUUUUAUGGUGUGUAAUCAGAAGUACCGACAUCAUAUCAAGAAGACUGGUAACUUUGCCAGAACCCAUCGACAGAUACAGAAGCUUUGCUGAGGGGCCGUUCAUCAACUACGUAGACAGUUUAGAGGGCAAUAAUCCCAACAAAAACUGUCUACGUAGUUAAUGAACAGCCCCUUACUUCUUGCUAAGUUGUUGAACGUAAACAGAUAAGCUACUUCGGACACACGCUAAAUUAACAACUGUUUUGAUGAUUAAAUGGAGAAACUCAAUCGACGUUAUGACUUUCAUUGAAGCUAUAUCAAUUAUUUGAACGCCAAAUUAAAGGUGAGAUUUUUUUUCGAUCAGCUGAUCAUUAUUUAUCAGAGAGAUUAAUGACAUUGUUUAUUUUGCAUAUUUCUAAGAAAAUUGGGUUUCAGCAUAGUAAAGCGCCUAAAUUUAUAAAGAGGCGACAUGUCAAAAUUGGAACAAUCGAUUGUCUGUCAAAGUUAUAGGAAAAGUCAUUCCAAUCGAGCAGAAGACCUGUCAAAUGGAUAAGAUGUCGUCUCUUUAUAAAUUCAGGCUCUUUACAGCAUAGUUUUUAAGCAAGGGAAAUACAAAUGUUUGUAGUGGUUUUACCAAUACCACUAAUCUCACACUCAGUGUUGGCAAAAUCAGAAAUCAAAUGAUAUUUUUCCGCUCUCAUGCGUUCCCAAUAUCACGCAUGAUAUUGGAACAAAGUAUUAUGCUUGAUAUUGAUUUUACAAGCUCCUUUGAUAUUGCGAGACUAUUCACAACGUGCAAAAAUCAAGCUGAGAGUUGACUCGACACAAAAAUGAUUCUGUUGCACAUGUUUUCUUAGAAAGAGAAAGUAUAGUUUGCUAUCUCUUUUUACUCUUCACCGAUGGCAGACACGAAGUGACUGCUGCCAGCCGUUAUGGAAGUUUCGGUUGCAUUCGGGUGUGAAGCAAAAAUCAUGAAACUCAAUCUCACCACAGUUUGUUGAGAUUUGCAGCUGGUGAGUUUUGUUAGUUUGAUAUUCCGAGCUGCGAUAUCACAGUUUGCAAAAUCAACCGCAGUUGUUUGCUUGUUGAUUUUUGUCUACAAAAAUCAAGCGUGAUCUUGGGCGUUGGUGAGAUUUGAUUUUUUGAUAUUUUCCCAACACUGCUUCACACUUUUAAUUUGACAUUAAAAUAGUUAAUAUAGCUUCAUUGCAGCUGGAGAUAUUUAUAUUUUAGUAAACAAACUUUUAUUAGGCGAAAUUUCAUUUUUAUCUGUAUCUAGAAAACUAUCGUACUGAGAUUUUUUCUGACAACAUUUUUGGAAUCAGCACACGAUUUUACAUGAGAAAUGACCAUCAGCGUACAAAGUUCAAAUAUGCUGUAAACUAGUGUUAUUAGCAAAUUUUGUGCAAUACAUUUUGUUGGAGCUCUGUGAUAAAUCUUUCGCACUAGGGUUGAAAUUAGCGCCAGAACACUCUUAGAAUUAUGUGUCUUGCUGAAUUUUCAUCAUAAUUGUCUUGGAAUUCUUCUUAAAAUUCAUCUGUCAUUUUCCUCACGAUCCUCAUACAAAUCUCCUCAGAAUCACGUAAGAAUUUUCACAACUCCUUUUUAAAUCUUCAUAAAUUACCUAAGAAUUUAAUUUAGAACUUGUAUUAUUCUCCAAAUUUAUCUUACAAUUUCUUAUUCAGAAAUUGAAUAUAAUUUUGGAAUUCUGCGCUCCUUCGAAAAUUAUGUGGGAAUCAUCCUCAAUAUUUGUUUGUAAUCAACACGUUGAAAAUUUUUAAAUUUCACUGAAUAUUCCAGGGUUUGUCCGCAAGAUUCGAUCGAUUGUUCUGUAAUGUGUUAUAACUCUUAAUUUGUUUGUGUUUAACUUUCUACAUCAGCGCGAGUACUGAA
Ochlerotatus camptorhynchus is the source of this 5045-nucleotide messenger RNA. RefSeq names its product SAPK-interacting protein 1 (gene Sin1). Gene Ontology annotation, molecular function: phosphatidylinositol-4,5-bisphosphate binding. Gene Ontology annotation, cellular component: plasma membrane; cytoplasm; TORC2 complex. The transcript has 2 exons. Lineage: Eukaryota; Metazoa; Arthropoda; Insecta; Diptera; Culicidae. The coding region runs from base 430 to 1914 and encodes 494 amino acids. Gene Ontology annotation, biological process: TORC2 signaling. The record is from RefSeq and is a predicted model, not a curated record.